Messenger RNA from Fusarium tjaetaba, 762 nucleotides. RefSeq lists its product as uncharacterized. The transcript has 2 exons. Bases 1 to 762 code for a protein of 253 amino acids. The record is from RefSeq and is a predicted model, not a curated record. NCBI's taxonomy places the organism in Eukaryota, Fungi, Ascomycota, Sordariomycetes, Hypocreales, Nectriaceae.
AUGUCUACGAACUCAGAAAAGCCCGUCAUAGCCAUCAUUCAGGGCGCAUGGCAUCGCGCGAGCCACUACGAAGGCCUUGCGCAGUCGCUUACCAACAAGGGCUUCACAGUCCUUCAACCGGACAAUGUCACAGCUAGCAAUGAUGAUGGUAUCAAAGGCAAAACUCACCUAGAUGACGUUGAAGCCAUUCGACAGUCUCUUCAACCCGCUCUCGAUGAGGGCAAGAGGAUCGUGUUGGUCUGCCAUAGCUACGGAGGCAUACCUGGCUCCGCUGCUGUUGACGGCCUACAGGUUCAUGAACGAGAGGCCAAGGGUUUGCCUGGCGGUAUUUCGCAUGUAGUCUAUAUCGCCGCGUUUGCUCUCCCCGUAAAGGGGCUAUCUCUUUUGUCGGCCGCUGGAGGCCAGCAUGGGCCUUUUCUCGACAGAACAGAUGAUAUCUGCUACCUAAACGACAAAGCACAAAACGCCUUCUACAACGAUUGCACUCCCGAAGUAGCUAAGAAGGCAAUCAGCGAAUGUGUCAACCAUAGCACUGCAUCUCUCGAAACACCCGCCGACUUUGUGGCUACUGAUAUCACUGUGCCUAAGACGUAUGUUGUCUGCGAGAUUGAUAAUACGGUUCCUGUGCAGGGACAGUUGGCUAUGGUUGGUGCGAUGGGGGAUGGGGUCGAUGUCGAGAAGAUAGAGGCUGGUCAUUGUCCAUUCUUAAAUGAGAAGACUCUCCCUAAGAUUGUGGAGAUUAUUGAGAAGACUGGGCAGUAA